AGUUAUGAAAAUUGCUCUAAAAGUUAAGACAGUCUUCCGUCGUAUCAAACCUAACUUUUAGAUAUACGAUGCAACCGGUAAAUUUUCCGGCAAGGUCAACUUUGACUUCACAUUUCCAACAUUUUGGACAACAUAUAGGCACGUGUCCACACCGCCAAAUUCUCACCCUAAACAACCGACUUAACAAAUAUCUCAUCCCUGCCUACGGAGUAUAAGGUCUAUAACCACCCAAAACCCCCAAAUAUCUCUCCUCCUUCAAUCAUUUUCAAUUAAACAAAACCCUAAUUCAAAACAAAAAAUAAAAAUGUUGCGUCAAAGCUGUAAGAAGAUCCUAGCGCACGCCCAAUUGCAACCCCAGUUGCGCGCGACACCUUUGGUGCUGCCGCGCCACUACCAUGAGAGGGUGGUGGAUCACUACAACAACCCUAGAAAUGUUGGGUCCUUCGAUAAUAACGACCCAGAUGUGGGGACGGGUCUUGUGGGUGCUCCUGCUUGUGGGGAUGUUAUGAAGCUUCAAAUUAGGGUUGAUGAUAAAACUGGCAAGAUUGUUGAUGCCCGUUUUAAGACUUUUGGUUGCGGUUCUGCUAUCGCUUCUUCUUCUGUUGCUACUGAGUGGGUCAAAGGGAGACAAAUGGAGGAUGUGGUGACAAUAAAAAACACGGAAAUUGCAAAACAUUUGUCACUCCCACCUGUGAAACUACAUUGCAGUAUGCUUGCUGAGGAUGCAAUCAAAGCUGCUGUUAAGGACUACGAAGCAAAGCGUGCAAAGCAAAGUGGUAGCAGCUCUGAGGCUGCAUCGACCGAGAAGGCUGUCUGAGGCUUGAAGUGGAUUCUUUCAUUCAUCUCAGAGGUGGAAGACUGAGAUUAGUGAUAAGCUACUGUUAGAAUAUGAUCGCCGUUUUGUAUAAAUAAAUGUUGUACCAGCAUCACUUGGGUAUAAUUUUGGCAAAGUUGUCUUGAACUAGGUUUACCUUAUAUCGAUCAUUAUGUACAUUAAUUUUGCUAUUGUGGAUUGUCUUGUCCAAAUAUACCUUCUUUCAGAUGAUAAUGAAGAAAAAUACGUUUGGAACUGCA
Spinacia oleracea (spinach) is the source of this 1074-nucleotide messenger RNA. Its product is annotated as iron-sulfur cluster assembly protein 1. The transcript has 3 exons. The record is from RefSeq and is a predicted model, not a curated record. Bases 305 to 817 code for a protein of 170 amino acids. Gene Ontology annotation, biological process: iron-sulfur cluster assembly. Gene Ontology annotation, molecular function: iron ion binding; iron-sulfur cluster binding. Lineage: Eukaryota; Viridiplantae; Streptophyta; Magnoliopsida; Caryophyllales; Amaranthaceae.